Messenger RNA from Osmerus eperlanus (European smelt), 3153 nucleotides. RefSeq names its product rac GTPase-activating protein 1-like. The coding region runs from base 202 to 2085 and encodes 627 amino acids. Gene Ontology annotation, biological process: mitotic cytokinesis; Rho protein signal transduction; mitotic spindle midzone assembly. Gene Ontology annotation, molecular function: GTPase activator activity. Gene Ontology annotation, cellular component: centralspindlin complex; cleavage furrow; spindle midzone. The transcript has 17 exons. NCBI's taxonomy places the organism in Eukaryota, Metazoa, Chordata, Actinopteri, Osmeriformes, Osmeridae. The record is from RefSeq and is a predicted model, not a curated record.
AUACAAUCGGGGAAAGAGAAGGCGCUGAUUUUGAAGUUUGAAACGGAGGUCAGGAAGAUGCGGGAGUGGCACUAUUACAGCACGGAGUGACAAGGACACUUGAUGUCUUGGUGAUCCUGUCGCACUGUGGUCGAAUAUUAUUUGAUAGCUGCUGAAAACCUGGUCGUGGCAUUCUGACCUGAAAAUACACCGAAAACAGACAUGGCGUCUGCGCUGAACCUGCAAAACCAGUUUCAGAGUCUGCGUGCACAUGUAGAAGUCCUGAAUAAAGGAAUUGAACCACAGUUCCUCCAGAUGGCUUUGAACUUUGAAGACUGUCGUCGGAAGUGGUUGCAGGUAGACGAGGAACUAGGGGCAUGCAAAGAGGUUCUGUCCAAAACAGAGACUGAGAGAGGAACCUUGGAGGUCAAACUAAAACAUGCCCGAAACCAAGUGGACGUAGAGAUUCGACGGCGUCAGAAGGCAGAAGCUGACUACGAAAAAUUGGAGCGCCAGAUCCAGUUGAUCCGAGAGCUGCUAAUCUCGGAGAGCACCAGCAGCAGUGUCCAUCUCAGCGAGGAGCAGCGCUCUGCUCUGGCCUUUCUCAGUGCCUACUCUCGGGCAGCCCAGGCAGCCAAGGCCAACCUAAACAACAGCCGAAGGUUAACCACUAUUGAUGAAUCCACAUCAAUACUGUCGGAUAUCAGCUAUGACAAAACGGAUGACUCCAUGGACUGGGACUCCUCUGUUAUGAGGACUGUGAGACUGCGGAAACGUCAGAGGCGGCGUUCUUUAAGAAACCAAACCAAUGGUCCUCCUCAGGUGGUAAAGAAGCCUCGAUCUACUGGGCACACAUCAGAAAAGGGGAAUAAGCCGCUAGUGGCCAAAAUACCUGGCAAUGGAGGCCCUGUUGAGGCUGUUUCCACCAUUGAGACGAUGCCCUACUGGACAAGAAAUCGGACAAAGACUGCUCAAGUCUGGGAUGGUUCUACCACUGACCAAUCAGAGUGUGUUAGUGAGGCUCCCAGCACACCAAUUAGUGAUCCUCCAUCACUAAGAAGACCCAAAGUCAUCAGAGCAGGACCAAAACAUGAAUUCAUCUCCAAAACAGUUAUCAAGUCAGAAUUCUGCGUGCCAUGUGGUAGGAAGACCAAAUUUGGGAAGCUCUACCUAAAAUGCCAGGACUGCAGGAUGGUGACACAUCCAGAGUGUCGUGACAGAUGUCCCCUGCCGUGUAACCCCUCCACAGGUGGCACCCCUGUCAGGGCUGUAGAGGCCGCCCUGGCAGACUACGCUCCAUCCACCUUUCCCAUGGUCCCACCCCUAGUGAUUUGCUGUGUCAAAGAGAUUGAACAAAGAGGUCUGCAUGAGGUUGGCUUGUACCGUGUCUCAGGCUCUGAGCGCACUGUCAAGGAGCUUAAGAAGCUGUUCCUGCAAGGAAAGACUAUGCCACCGCUUGGCAAGGUUGAGGACAUUAACGCCAUCACAGGCCUCCUCAAGGACUUUCUAAGGAGCCUCCCGGAACCUCUACUCACCUUCUGCCUCAACCGUGCCUUCAUGGAGGCAGCAGAAAUACAAGAUGAUGGCAACAGUCUUUCGUUGAUGUACCAGACCAUCAGUGAGCUACCUCAACCCAACAGAGACACUCUGGCCUUCUUGAUGGUCCAUCUGCAGAGGGUAGCACAGUGUGUAGACACCAAGAUGAACAUCACCAACCUGGCAAGAGUGUUUGGGCCAACCUUGGUAGGCCAUGCUGUCCCAGACCCAGAUCCCAUGACCAUCCUGCAGGACACCAACAGGCAGCCAAGGGUGAUUGAGCGUUUGCUAAGCAUACCAGCAAAAUAUUGGAACCAGUUCGCAUUUGACCAAGCCCACGCAAUUGUCAUGGACAAUGCAAAUUACCAAAACACUCGAGAACAGAAAGUUAGUAUGAUGGGACCAGUGAGCACUCCAGAGCACCAGAUGACAAAAACGUCAUCGUCCAGCUCCUUGUCCCAGCGCAUGAGGCAGACCUUGUCUAGCACCACCAUAUUUGGAAGCAAGAGCAAACCGGCUUCAGUCUCAAGUCACCAAGUGAACUUUUUUGCCUCUCCUUUACCCAAAUAGGUUCAGAAGUAUCAAGUCUUAAAGCAAUCGUGUGGAUACUACUGCAAUUUAAAUAUUAUACUUUUAUACUACCAUAUUUGUAUUACAAAUGUCAUGAUGUACUAAACACUACUGAUCUUUUUAUUUCCUAGACACUUAUCAAGCUUUUGGUCAAAUGUUUUAUGAUAUAUUUUUACAACUUAUAACUACUAAGGUGGUGUGAGUAAAUGUAUAUAACAUUUAAUCUGAUAGAAAAUUUGUUUUGCCUCCUGUCUUUGUCUUGUUUGCGUUGGUCUGAAUUUACUCUCACAGGGUUUUACGCUAGGAGAUUUGGCCUACUUUAAAUCAAGCAAUCACACUCCAGAUGGUUUGACAUUAGCUCAAUUAUCUGUCACACAUUGAUUGGGCAUACAUUUAGCACAAAAAAGCAUCCUAUCAACAUGGCUAAUGUGCAGCCUAAUACCUCGGAAAACAUGUAACCUUGUUUCUCAACAUUGCAAAACUGUACUUAUGAACGUGAAAAAUAGACAGGCUUAUUGUACAAGACCAUUGUACAAGUUUCUUACAUCCCAUACCUCUACUGAUCAUGCUAUUGUAGCUAGCCACUUUCAAAAUUAAUUGUUGGUAGUUGUAUUCCUACACUGACAAUAUACAGUAUAGCACCUGUGUUUAAAAUGUUGUACUACAAUCCUAUAUAGAAUGUCCCAUUACAUAGAACAUCUGAUACAGUUCACAAAAAAUGCCAGGAUGACCUAUUGCAUCCUGUAAACAGAAAUUAGGUUGUGCCCUUUUAUGUUGAUGCAGAACAUAGAUGACAGAUGGAUGUAGCAGUAGUGUUCUUCGAACCUGUGGUUGUAAUCAGUAAGAAAUGUGCUGCCGCGUCUGAAAUGUAGAAAAUUAAAUUGAGGAAAAUAUAUGGGGGCAAAAUACAAUUUUGUUGUAGAUUCAAUCAAAUUUGAAACUUUGAAAACUAAGUUGAUACUGGAAGAAGCCAGAUUGUAAAAACAUUCUGUAAUUAUGUCAUGUAAAUAAAUCAACUGAGAACCAAUAAUUUAUCCUAAAUGUACAAGUUGGACAACUAUGCAUGUA